Messenger RNA from Penicillium waksmanii, 2676 nucleotides. RefSeq lists its product as uncharacterized. The record is from RefSeq and is a predicted model, not a curated record. NCBI's taxonomy places the organism in Eukaryota, Fungi, Ascomycota, Eurotiomycetes, Eurotiales, Aspergillaceae. The transcript is spliced from 2 exons. Bases 1 to 2676 code for a protein of 891 amino acids.
AUGUUGUCGGCUCCCGUUAAAUCGGCGAAGCGCAUCUCUUCUCUCUUCUCCUUGGGUUCUCAUAAGGAGCAGAACUCCAACGGGCCUCCAGCUCCUUCUCCAGGUUUAAACUCUCCAUCCGACUUUUCGCAGGACCGCCGGCGACGAAGCAGCUCCCGCCCGACUCGUCAUGUCUCAACUCCCAAUGCUCUCUAUUCUUCGGAACCGAGGACAGUCCCCCAUCCGGAGCCAUUCGACCUCCCACCACCACCAUCCUUGCUCGCCGUCAACCAUGAUUUGGCCGCCAGUGCCCCGAGUUCGCCCAUCGAUCGUCCCGGCAGCAGGGGUCGGGAUAUGAACAUGAGCCGCCCCUCCAGUUCCGCUGGGUUGGCCAUCCCGGGUUCCACGCCAGACUCCCGCCCGAGCACGCCAUCAAAACGUCGGAGUUGGAUGCCGGGAAUGGGAGCUCGGUCGCGGGCGGGUUCAAUGGACAGACGGGUGCCCCCGCCAAUGCUCCCAGGAGCGUGGAUCGCUGGACUGGAUCAGAAGGUGGUUUAUGAUAUGGGUCCCUUGUCCAGAGGUGAACAGGUCUCGGAACUCUGGAAUGAGCAAGGAGAUACAUACGUCUAUUUGUUCCCUCAGAACACGGGCCGCCCGGCCUCAUUCAAGGUCGAUUCCACAGUCUUCGCUGAAUCCCCUUCUCUGAACCAUCUCUGCCGCGGAGCCGACUCGAAAUCCAAUGGCCUCGAACAACCCACCCGUUCGCUAUCCCUCGGUAACCCGAUAUCGCCCCCCUUGACACCGCAGGACCGGUUGGCGGACAACGAUAAUGAUAGCUCAGGCAGCCAGCGAAUGGCAUUCAUGGAUGAUGUGCCGGAUGAAGAUCAAGAGCUGCAUCUUUAUCUGCCGAUCCCGCUGAACAGUGAUGUCUCGAAUCUGAGUUGCCGCCUCACCCAGGAGGAUACAGAGACUUUGCUUCUCUUCCGCAACUUGUUUGCUUUUCUCCUCGGCCAGUCCCUCAUCGCCAGUCCCAAAUCAGCCACCCUUUUCAGUAUUUUCAUGGACGUCGCCGUCCUCCUCGCACGCUUCGAAUUCAGCAACCUGGACGGAUCGAACUUUGGUGAGACUGCCACUUCGAGCUUUAGCAACUACUGCGAUGAACUGCGCCUGGCCGAUGUUCGUAAGAGUCGCGAGAAGACUAUUGAGGCCAUCGUCCUUGGCGAGAGACUGCGCUACUACCCUCUGUAUGUCGAGGGAUUUGUACACGGUGUUGGCAAGCUGGAUGAGAUCAAGCAGCUUCGAAGCCCUAAAUUCACAUUUAUCCACCCGAUUACCCAAAAGCGCCUGGAGCGUGGUUUCAUCGACCUGGACUCCCGUCUACGCGGCCUCUACGGAAAGCUGGAAGACUUUGAUUUCCCUUCGGUCUUCUCUGGUAUCGCAAACUCCACCACCUCAGUCGAAAGCAAGGUCGUGCGCUUCAAAAUCUGGAAAUCCGCCUUCCUUGACUUCCGUCGUUUCACCAUGAGCUUCUACCGCACCAAGUAUGGCUCUUGGCCACCCAAGGCUCGCUCCAAGAAGAAUGAGUUUGAAGAAAGCGGCCUGAACCGUCAACUGCUGCUGGACUUGUAUCGGGACUUCUGUGAUCUCUACGACAUGUUGGUCGAUCGCACCGACCUUACGACUCGUACGAUCGAUUUAUCUGGUGCGGGUGGUGACGCCAAGUCCACUGACUACAAGGAUGUGACCGUCCGCGCUGUUCGCCAGGUGCUCAGUGAAUACGAUCGCAGUACUCCACCCGUCCUCCCGCCCAUCCCCUUCGAUAUCCCGCAGAUGCCUAAUCUGCAGCCUCUGCACCGAAAGCCCCUCGACGCCAAGAAAGAGGCCAAGCAACGCGGGAAGAAGCUGAAGAAUUCUGAUAUCAACGCCGUCCUGAUGGGCUCCUAUACACGAGAGAGCAUUCGCAGCACUCAGUUCAUCGAAGAGUUCAUGAAGUACGAGCGACGCUGCGCCCACGGCAAGACUGUCGACGAUUUGGUCGAUAUGCGUUGUGGCCAGUGGAUCUUCCUCUACUCCGUCAUUCAGUCUAUGCCUAUGCUGACCGUGGAUGUCCCCGAGGUCCAGUUCAACCAGGGAGUUGAAUACUUCCUCUGUAUCGCACCCCGUGGUGGUGCACCUUGGAUCCAAAACGACACCAAGACUGCUCGCAGCUGGUUCGGUGUUGCCGGUGGUGCCGGUGUGGUCAGUCUCCCCUCCGACGUGGUGAUUAAUGGUGUGGAAGGCGUCUACCGUCGUAGCCACUGCUGGCAACUUGCCGAGCAAUGGGCCGAAGCUGGUGCUCUCCUCCCGCCACCCAAUGUCGAAGAUGCAUACGAAGAAAACGAAUCGUCCAUCUCCUCGCCCUACCCGGCCCAGCAGUCCUCGGCCGGAUCUUCUUCAGACCCGCAGCCCGGAUCCGCGCUGGGCGUUCAUGGCGGUCUCACCCCGCCACCCCCAGCAAUCCCGCGCACCCGAUCUCCCGCUGCUGCGAACCGGGCCGAGCACCGACACUCUAUCUAUCCCGGCCUUGAAGCACUGCCGUUGCCGGCAGGCAUCGCUCCCAUUGAGCCUCCUGCUCGCCCCAUUAGUCGCUUCAACCCCAACAUGAGCUUCGACGACAUCCUGCGUGAAGUUCCCGACAAGAACAAGAAGAAGCGCUAG